GGCAAACCUUCAUCUUCUUCUGCAACACUCUUUCUUCUUCUUUCUUGUAGCUUCUCAACCCAUUACUCAUUCCGAAUUUUCGUUAGGCCUUGAAAUUCCCGAACUAACUGGUGACAACUAUAAGGUUUGGAGAGAAAGAGUUCUCCUACACUUAGGUUGCAUGGACAUUGAUUAUGCUAUUAGGAAGGAUGAACCGCCCGCCAUUAAUGCACAAAGUACUCCGGCUGAAAUUGCGCUAUAUGAGCGAUGGGAGAGAUCCAAUCGGCUCAGCGUAAUGUUUAUAAAAACUAAAAUUUCAGCUGGAAUUCGUGGCUCGGUUGAUCAGCAUAAGAAUGUCAAUGACUUGCUUAAGGCUAUUGAUGAUCAAUUUGUCACUUCGGAAAAGGCCUUAGCAAGUACCUUAAUCAUGAAAUUCUCCUCACUCCGUCUCACAACCGUUAAGGGUGUGCGAGAGCACAUCAUGAAGAUGCGGGACAUAGCGGCUCAAUUGCAAAAUUUGGAGGUAACAAUGUCGGAGGCGUUCUUGGUGCACUUCAUUCUGAAUACCCUUCCUCACCACUAUGGGCCAUUUAAAAUCUCUUAUAACACACAUAAGGAUAAGUGGUCAAUUAAUGAACUAAUGACCAUGUGUGUGCAAGAAGAAGAAAGGCUCAUAAUGGAGUUGGGUGAAAGUGUCAUGCUAGCUACAACCUUAGCCAAGAACAAAUUUGACAAGUCUCGUACAACCACCUCUAAAGCUAAGGGUAAAGGUAAAAUACCACCCAAGGCUGACAUUAAGAAGGUACAUAAGUGUUAUUUCUAUAAAAAGAAAGGACACAUGAAGAAAGAUUGUGCCAAGUUCAAGAAGUGGUUGGAGAAUAAAGGGUAUGCAGAAUCUAAGGAAGUCAGUGGGAAGUGAGCAAAGCAUCUUAUCCGGAAACAAGAUGGGCUCACAUGUGGAAGCCAUUGGAACAUGCACCUUAAUUUUAAGUAGUGGCUUUGUUUUAACUUUGGAAAAGACUUUUUAUGUACCAAGUUUUUCACGAAACUUGAUUUCAAUUUCAAGACUAGUACCAUUCGGUUUUUCCUUCAAUUUCAAGAAUAAAGUUAUUGAUUUAUU
Messenger RNA from Cuscuta epithymum, 1099 nucleotides. Lineage: Eukaryota; Viridiplantae; Streptophyta; Magnoliopsida; Solanales; Convolvulaceae. The record is from the annotation of a GenBank genome assembly.